Molecule: messenger RNA, 390 nt
Organism: Vigna unguiculata (cowpea)
Lineage: Eukaryota; Viridiplantae; Streptophyta; Magnoliopsida; Fabales; Fabaceae
Source: RefSeq, a predicted model, not a curated record
AUGAAGAAAGUGAGGAUGGUGAGGAACAGAAUGCAGGCUUCCCAGAGUAUGCAAAAGGCCUAUGCGGACCGUAGGAGGAGGCCCUUCGAGUUCGCAGCUGGCGAUCAUGUGUUCUUCAGGAUCACGAGGAGGGUUGGACCAGUGGCUUAUGAGAUAGCUUUAACCCCUCAGUUGGCAAACCUUCAUCCGGUGUUUCAUGUGUCACAGUUGAGAAAGUAUUUGUUCGAUCCGACCCACGUAUUGCCAGCUGAGGAUAUACAGAUCAGAGAGGACCUUACUGUGGAAGUACCACCCAUCGCGUUAGAGGACAACAAAGUUGAGGAACGCCGAGGGGAGACGGUCAGUCUUGUCAAAGUCAUAUGGGAUCGGAGGACGGGUGACUCUACUUAG